AUGCCACCCUACACGGCUGCGCAGAAGCAGGCUAUCCAACAAUUUAACGCCCUGACUGAUACCAGGGACAGUGUGGCUGCCAAGUUCCUGAAGGGAGCGCAAUGGAACCUCGAGAGGGCUGUUGACGCAUACUAUGCCAGUCCUCAGCCAAACAGUGCCGGGCAAUCAAUGAUGCAGACCAUAAGCCUCAUCUUCGAUGGCUAUCGAGAGCACCCCAAGGACAGCCCUGAUACCAUCGGUAUCGAAGGAGCCAUGAAAUUCUUCAAUGACAUCAACGUCCAACUGGACGAAGUCGCCUGUAUCGGAGUCAUGGAGCUAUGCAAGUGCCCAGCAAUGGGUGAAUUCAACCGCAAUGAGUUCAUCGCCGGCUGGAGAGAGCUAUCAUGCGACUCAAUCCCCAAAAUGACUUCCCACGCCAAAACCAUCCGCACCACAAUCCCCACAGACCCCGACCUCUACCGCCGCAUCUACCGCUACGCCUACCCAAUCUCCCGCAUGCCGGGCCAACGCAACCUCCCCUUCGACCUCGCCGCCGAACAAUGGCGGCUCUUCUUCACCGCCGACCGCGGCGGUAUCCCCUGGAGCACGGCGAUGACCCCCUGGCUGGAGUGGUGGCUCGAGUUCCUGGAGAGCCGGGGCAAGAAGCCCGUUAAUAAGGAUCUGUGGGAACAGGUGGAGGUUUUCAUGCGGAAGACGAGGGAGGAUGAGGCGUUUGGGUGGUGGAGUGUUGAUGGGGCUUGGCCUGGGGCGUUGGAUGAUUUUGUGGCUUUUGUGCAGGGGAAGAGAGGGGAUGGGAGUGAGAUGGAGCUUUAG
Penicillium subrubescens is the source of this 813-nucleotide messenger RNA. RefSeq names its product defective in cullin neddylation 1 family protein. Gene Ontology annotation, cellular component: ubiquitin ligase complex. The record is from RefSeq and is a predicted model, not a curated record. Bases 1 to 813 code for a protein of 270 amino acids. The transcript is spliced from 5 exons. NCBI's taxonomy places the organism in Eukaryota, Fungi, Ascomycota, Eurotiomycetes, Eurotiales, Aspergillaceae. Gene Ontology annotation, molecular function: cullin family protein binding; ubiquitin conjugating enzyme binding; ubiquitin-like protein binding. Gene Ontology annotation, biological process: protein neddylation; positive regulation of ubiquitin-protein transferase activity.